Messenger RNA from Verticillium alfalfae VaMs.102, 2169 nucleotides. RefSeq lists its product with no specific name. The record is from RefSeq and is a predicted model, not a curated record. The transcript is spliced from 2 exons. NCBI's taxonomy places the organism in Eukaryota, Fungi, Ascomycota, Sordariomycetes, Glomerellales, Plectosphaerellaceae. The coding region runs from base 1 to 2169 and encodes 722 amino acids.
AUGCUCGCCAUGUCGCUCUCGGCCUUCCAUUUUUCGCUGUCUAUUCCACUGCCCAUCUUGUUGUCAACCUCGCUGCCCAUCUCUCACUCUCAUCCCUCCCUGUCUAUGCUUCGAUUUCUGGUUCUCUCCACUCGAUAUCCGAGUACCCUAUCAUUCUUAUACUCCCCCUUGUCGUCGUCUGCUAACCUUUCCACUCUCAGCAUGCCAAAAGCCUCCGAGUACAAGACGGUCAUGCCCGUUGGGCUCAACAGGCCUAUCAGAAUAGCCCAGAGCAUCCAAACCUGGCGUAAAAGAUACGACGGGCCUUAUGAAGAUGUAUUGAAAGCCCGGGCUGCCGAAUACUUCUCCGUCGAAGACGAUCUUGUUGGCGACAUGAAGCUUGGUCGAAAAGGUGCCCUCUCGAAGACUUGGGACAAGAAGUCGCUCAAGACGACUAAGCUCAGCAUCCGCUCUGAUCUUCGAAACGAGAGCGGCCAACCCUUCGACGCCGAUAUGGUCAUCAGGAUCGAUCGAGUAUUCGAGCGACUCGUCUUCUCUGCUCGACCACCUCAGCUGAGCAGCAACGCCGCGUUCCGACGACUGCGCGAUAGCGACGACGGAGAGAUUCCUCUGACCGCGUACCUUGCUGCCGAGGCGGCCAUGAUGGUGACCGCGGGCUCCUCGCACGAUUUGGGCUGGAUGAAAGCUGGCGGCUACGAGAUUUACAUUCGGGUCUUUCUUUGGCCAAAGGCGAUGAAGGUCAACCGAGAUCGCAUUAUCAAAAUGUCUCUCGAGGUGCGUCCGCCCGUUGGUGGAACAACUCUGAGCAACAAUCAUUUUUGGGCUCUGGCAGUCCGCUGGGUGCUCAGCGUGCCCUCGGCUCACCACCCCUUUCAGCACCCCGUCAUCCGCAGCGCCAUUGCCAUGCUCCGUGAUGUUAUCGAGCUCAACAAUCCGGCCCUCGACCCUCUCGGAGUCUUGUCCGGUGUCUACCACGAGAGCCGGGUGGCUCAGCUAUGGGCCGCACACUGUCUGGUCAUGUCAGACAAGAUCCAGUGGGUCAAUGCCUGCGGUCUCAAAGGUCUGUCAAACCUCGAUCGUCGACGGACUGACGAGUAUGACUGGGCGAAAUGGGCGGGCUCCUGCCACCGGCUCGACAUCGACGACGAGACGAUCCCCGUCCCCGUUUGCCGGGUUCUUGAUCAAUUUCUCAAGGUUGGAGCUCGAUACAAGGACCGCGAUCGAACCGGCUGGAACCACAGUGUCCAUCUGUUGCCGCAACACAUCGAUAAAUUCCGGUUCAGACUCCCUCGCGAGCUCAAGUUGAUCCGCCUACACAUGAAAAACGAUGAGCGUCAUCAAGCCGACGCCAUUCGAUCGGAGGCUAGUAUCAGCUAUGUCGACGCUGUAAAUGACGCUAAAGAACGAACGUACCGCCUCAGUCACUCCGGUCUACGGUCAUCUUACGCAGCUCUACUCGAGUCGUCUCAACAAAACAGGGUUUCGAGUGCCGAACCGGCCCAUACUGAAAGCCAAUCCCAAGCCCACGACGAUAGCCAGGUAUCCAGCGUUGUGAGUGCGAUCAAUGUACCCCAGCCUGCCAUCGAUCCCCAGUCUGGCCAUGGCAAUUUGCUUGGUAACAGGAAAAGACCCGCUCCUGCCGAGGACAACGUUGUCGCCGACGAGGCAUUCGACCGGGAAAUCAAGGCCAUCAAGCUCACGGUUGCCGAGCUCAGCACGUCGUUGGUUGAUCAGAAGGAGGCUGCUGAGUCGACCAACGCCAAAAUGCAGACCCAGCACACAGGUAUCAACGAUUCGCUCGGUAGCCUGAAGAAGCAAGCCACGAUAUACGCUGCUAAACUCGGCAAAGUGACUCGUAUAAACAAGGACAUGUCAGACAAGAUUAGCAGCCAUGAUGAGCAGCUCCAGCAAAUGGAACGUCAUUUCGACAAGAAGCUUGAUCAAUACGAAGCCAUGCAGACCAAGGACCUCGAAGACUUUGAUCGCCGAUUGAAUGAAUCCAUUGCAAAGGUCAACAUGCUCGAGCAGAACAACGCAAACCUGACUCAAGAAGUCGAACGUUUGAAGACUCAGCUCGAGGAGACAACUGCCAGUGUCGAAAAGAAUCAUCGCCGAUCUCAGAUGGAGGAGACUGAGGACGCUGCAGAGCCUUCGCCAUGCAUCGAUUAG